This is a messenger RNA of Phytophthora infestans T30-4, 315 nucleotides long. RefSeq lists its product as uncharacterized. NCBI's taxonomy places the organism in Eukaryota, Oomycota, Peronosporomycetes, Peronosporales, Peronosporaceae. The transcript is spliced from 3 exons. The coding region runs from base 1 to 315 and encodes 104 amino acids. The record is from RefSeq and is a predicted model, not a curated record.
AUGGCAGAUACAAAGUGUGAGCGUCUUUUUCGAGAUCACUCCCAGAAAUUCUGCAGUAAACUCAAAAUCUACGGGUCCGAUGGGAGCAAAAAGCAUGAAUCCGAUGGGCCUCGGAUAUGUGUGUGCGACAACGCGAAUGCCAAUCGAAACCUCAUCGAAAGAGUUUCGCGAAAUUUCCGCACACCCGAAGAAUGCGCAAGUCGCGUGAGAUCAGUAUUAGAAGCUAAUGACCCCGCCUGCAUUACUGCACAACGUUCGAGUUGGGAGGAAUGCGUGAGCAGUAAUCUGGCUCAGAUUCGUCGUGGAGACAUCUAA